Linum trigynum is the source of this 1089-nucleotide messenger RNA. The record is from the annotation of a GenBank genome assembly. NCBI's taxonomy places the organism in Eukaryota, Viridiplantae, Streptophyta, Magnoliopsida, Malpighiales, Linaceae.
AUGGGAAGUGGUAUGGAUUUCUUCAACUGGCUGGAUUACGAUGUGUUGAUGAAGAUUUUAUUGUGCUUGGAUGAUCCUGCUGACCUUGUCCGCGUCAGUUCCGUCUCCCGGACUUGGAGACAUUUUGUUGUCACAAAUGGUCUUAGCAGGCAGCUCUGCGUGAGAAUGUUCCCUACUUUGCAUAGACUUGACCAUGUGGUUGAACCAAGCCGUUGUGUUAAGGAUAUUGCAGAAGUUGGUUGCAGCAGAUAUGUGGAAGAUGAAAAUCUUGGGGUGGAGCACAGAGCUUUUGCAUUUCUGGCUCGUUCUUGCAAAACUUUCCCUUUGAGAGAUUGUAUAGGAGAAGCAAUAUGUGCUUCUAGCACAGAUAAUUAUCCGGAUGAGAGCGUUCGUAAUACCCUGGAACCACAUGAGAGAGUUGGAAGGCGGCCUUCUUAUUGGUCAAGUAAAGGACAAACCACGUCUUCGGUGCCUGAGACGCUCGUCUAUAAGCUGGCCAGUGAUGUAUGUGUGGUUUCUGAAAUCAACAUAAAGCCAUUCGAAGCUUAUUUUCAGUGGGGUUCUCCUAUAUAUUCUGCCAAAUCUGUAAGAUUUCGGUUUGGCCAUCCCAAUGUUCCAUUGGAUGGGACCAUGAGCGAGCCAUGUGACGGUUUUUCUGCUGAGAAAUUCACAUGGACUUACACUACCGCUGAGUUCCCUAUGGCACAGGAGAAUCAACUACAAAAUUUCAAGCUUCCUGAACCCGUUCUUUGCAUUGGUGGAAUGCUGAUGAUUGAGCUUUUAGGCAGAGUUCAGAAACAAACAAUGGAUGGGAUGUUCUAUAUAUGCAUCUGUCACGUCCAAGUCGUGGGUCGCCCUUUAUCACCUGCAUUUGGGGUAGAAAUCUUGGAACCUUCUGGCCAUUUCACCUUAAAGGCACUGAGCUAUGAUCCCACCUUACCUUCACCGACUGCGUAUCUGCAAGGGCGGAUAAGAGACUUGGAGCAGAUCUUGAAUCUAUUAAGAGACCAAGGAGUAGUUGUUGAGGAGUAUGAUUGGAACGGAGACGAGGAGGUCGACGAUGAGUUUGAGGAGGACUUCGCUCUCUGA